UCGAAUUUAAAAUAUUUGAUUGUAUACUUUUUGGUGUAAGUGUAGCAUAGUCCAAAUUUUAUUCCUAUAUUGGAAGCAGCCCUCUUGGUCUGUCUGUUGAUCAUAACAAUGAAAAUAGCUCCUCAUCGCAGCCAUUGAGGUUCAGAUGGCAUUCAACGGCUGUGAUUUCCUCUCAUCCUCUUGCUUUAAAUGUUAGGGACACCAUAAUUAUCAAUGAGAUUUAUCUUCCCAGCACUAUUCCUCCCAUCUUCUCUGGACCAACCAAACAUCUUUCCCAGUGCUUGGACAAGUAGAGAACUUGGAUUAGGGUUCUUGUUUUCUUGAAGAUUAGAUGGUCAUGGAUAGAAAUUCAAGUGGUUCUUGUCAGACCACUUCUGGGUUUGAACUGCAGGAUGAAAUGGUGAAGCUUUACCUCAACCAAGAAGCUAUCAGUGGUUUCGACCCGAAUUCUAUAGCCAAGAAUGUAAAAUACGAAGGCCGGAUUCCGAAUCCGUGGAGCGAACAGAGCUUUGAUGACUCCCAAAAUUCGAAUUCUGAAUGCUUCCCGUCUUACGGGCAUCCGAAUCCGAUCGACGGGUUAAACUGCGGUGAUGUUCAAGAGGACUAUGAUUUUAGUGAUUUGGUGCUGAAGUAUAUUAGCCAGAUGCUAAUGGAAGAGGAUAUGGAAGAGAAGGCUUGCAUGUUUCAAGAGUCCGCCGCCCUCCAAGCGGCUGAACGGUCUUUUUAUGAGGUCAUCGGCGAGAAAUACCCGCCAUCCGCCGAUCAAAAGGGUAGUUUUGGCAAUGUCAAUGUCGGCGAUUGUGAUCUGAAGUCAUCCCUGAAUUGGGACCGCGGUUCUCCGUCGUCCCUCAGUUCAUCAUCCAGUAGCUUAUGGGCUGUAAUUGAUUCACCCGUUAGUACCCUCCCGAUCCCCGGCAGACCGGGUUACGGUGAAUCCGUGGUACAGACUGUACAGCUCAUGAAAGAAGGCUUAAAGGGGAAGAAAAAUGUGCAUUAUGAUGAAGAAGAGAAAGAUUCAGAUAGGAGUUACAAGCAGUCGGCGGUCUCAUCACAAUCGACCGUUAAACCAGAAGUGUUCGACAAGGUUUUACUGUGCAGCGGCGGUAAAAAUGAGUCUGAUCUCCGUCGAUCUUGGCAGAGUGUUUCCGGUAAAAAUGCAGGGGAUAACAAUGGCCAUCAGAAAGGGUAUAAAGGGAAGAAACCCUUUUGGAAGAGAGAAAACAGCGGCGAAAGAGACGAAGCGGUGGACUUGAGAGCGCUGUUGACGCAUUGCGCGCAAGCGGUUGCUUCCAAUGACCGGAGGGCUGCGGACGAGUGUCUGAAACAGAUCAGAAGACACUCGUCCCAAACGGGAGACGGGAUGCAGAGGAUGGCCCACUACUUCGCCGACGGGCUCGAGGCCCGGAUGGCGGGUUGUGGGACCCACAUAUACAAAGCCCUCAUAACGAUGCCCACGUCAGCGUCCGACGUGCUGAAAGCGUACCAACUCUUCCUAGCCGCAUGCCCGUUCAGGAAGAUCUCGAACUUCUUCUCCAACAAAACGAUCAUGAAUCUCAUUCCCCGAGAUGCCACGUCGCUCCACAUCAUCGACUUCGGCAUUCUUUACGGCUUCCAAUGGCCUUGCUUCAUACAACGUCUCUCGUGCAUGCCCGGUGGGCCCCCGAGGCUCCGUAUAACCGGAAUCGACUUCCCGCAACCCGGGUUCCGACCCGCCGAGCGGGUCGAAGAAACGGGCCGACGCUUGGCCAACUAUGCGGAACGUUUCAACGUCCUGUUCGAGUUCAAUGCCAUUGCCCAGAAAUGGGAAACGGUUAAACUCGAAGAUCUUAAUAUAACCAAGGGCGAGUUACUCGCGGUGAAUUGCCUAUAUAGACUCAAAAACAUACUCGACGAGACCGUGGUUUCGAACAGCCCGAGGGACGCGGUCUUGGGCAUGAUCCACAAGCUGAAACCGGACGUUUUCGUGAUGGGGACCGUUAACGGGUCCUACAGUGCCCCGUUUUUCACCACGCGCUUUCGAGAGGCCCUUUUCCACUACUCGUCCGUGUUUGACAUGCUCGAGGCGACGGCCCCGCGCGAGGUUCACGAGAGGAUGCUCCUCGAGAAGGCGUUGUUCGGGAGGGAGGCGAUGAAUGUGAUAGCGUGUGAGGGCGCCGAGAGGAUCGAGAGGCCCGAGACGUACAAGCAGAGUGGGGCCCGGAACGCGCGGGCGGGGUUCCGACAACUCCGCUUGGACGAGGAAAUCGUGAGGAUGUCGAGGGAGCGUGUUAAGGUGUACCACAAAGAUUUUAUGAUUGACGGGGACGGGAAGUGGUUGUUCUUGGGAUGGAAAGGGCGCAUUAUUUACGCCCUCUCGUCCUGGAAGGCGGGGUAGGAAAUGACGAGAUCGGCCCUGUUCGUUACCGGUCUAUCCUUUUUUACAACCUCAAGAAGUUGGGGGUAUUUUUGGCCUUAGUUUGUGCUCUCAUUGUUUGUUUGCCUGUGGGCAUGACUAUAACUUUGUAGAAUUCCCAUAUUUCAGAGAAAUAUUAUUGCCUUUGUGAUGACAGGGGGUAAACUUUAAGGGUUUGUUUGGAUACAAGUGGUAGUUACUCGUAGGUUGUGUAAUU
Messenger RNA from Cuscuta campestris, 2609 nucleotides. NCBI's taxonomy places the organism in Eukaryota, Viridiplantae, Streptophyta, Magnoliopsida, Solanales, Convolvulaceae. The record is from the annotation of a GenBank genome assembly.